Symbiodinium sp. CCMP2592 is the source of this 1128-nucleotide messenger RNA. NCBI's taxonomy places the organism in Eukaryota, Dinophyceae, Suessiales, Symbiodiniaceae. The record is from the annotation of a GenBank genome assembly.
AUGGUCGCGCCGGGCACGGGAUACUGCCCGCUCCUGUUGUCCGUGGCCAAGAGGCAGCGUCAAAUGGUGCAUAUCCUGCUACAUGCGAGGGCGUGCCCAUAUCGGCGCUCUUCAGCAGGCAGCCUUCGCGGACUUUCUCCGCACGGUCUGGCGUACCAAUGGGAUGACUCAGAGACCAUGCGGGCUUUUCGAAUCCACGGGCACCAUGCCGCCGGCCCGCACCCGGCGAUCCUGCCCGUGUCUUUUUCCUUGAGCGGAAACGAAGUUGCCCUGAGUGAAGUCGGAGCCGAACAUGCCUCCGUGCUACAGCUGUGCCAUCGCAUGCCAACGGUGGGGUUAUCUGCCGAAGAACGCAGUGAUCGGGUUGCCAUCACUUACAACUCAUCCGUGUGCCCGCGGGCCCACGCAUUGGCCUUGCGGUGUGCCCUCAGUGGGGGCGACCAUGACUUGGCAGCCAACAUCCUCGAGCGUCGUCCUGACCUGAUCCAGAUGUCGGAUUAUCGAGCGUGGGGUUUUAACAACCUUCCUCUUUUGUGGGCGGUCGAGCUCGAAGCUGGUGCUGUUUGUACGCUGCUACAGGCACGGGCAUCUCCGAACGUGACGCGCGGGUCUGCUGCCCCGCUUCUUAUUGCGGCUCGACAGGGAGAUCUUUCGUUGGCCGCCAUGCUUCUCCUAGCACGAGCAGAUGUGAAUCUUGUCAGUGCCGACGGCCGCUCCGCGCUGAGCAUAGGGGCAUCCUUCCGCAAUCUUCCUCUGGUCUCGCUUCUCUUGGAGUUCCGUGCUCAUGUCAGCCCACGCCCCGAGGUUCUCUCGGCGGUAUUUCAGAAAUCGUUUCUGGGUGGCGGCAGAAGCUUCGAUCAUUGUGCCGCGGCGCUUCUGCUGCUACGUGCUGCUGGUGCCCUUCCGCACUCCGUUGUCCAUGCCGUACUCUCGGAACUCGUUCCGCAGUUCAUGGCUGAUGGCAACUGGAAAGCGAUCUUCGCGAUUCAGUGCUGGGCGCAGUCGCAGUUAGGUCUCCAACCGAAGGUUGGCUCCGACCGCAACGGUGCGUGGCUGUUGCCGCAGGAGCACGGAGUCCGUGUCACAUCGAAAGAGGACCGAGUACGGAAAAUGAGAUCGUGCAUGUAG